Molecule: messenger RNA, 1500 nt
Organism: Hypomesus transpacificus
Lineage: Eukaryota; Metazoa; Chordata; Actinopteri; Osmeriformes; Osmeridae
Product: D(5)-like dopamine receptor
Exons: 1
Coding region: 283-1500 (405 amino acids)
Biological process (GO): adenylate cyclase-activating adrenergic receptor signaling pathway
Cellular component (GO): membrane
Molecular function (GO): G protein-coupled receptor activity
Source: RefSeq, a predicted model, not a curated record
UUGAAAACAUUGUCAUAGCUAUUGUAAAAAAAACUGUAAAGAAAAGCAUUCAUUUAACAUAAAAAAAAUCAUGUUAGUUUAGCAAAUGAUAAUCUAAUAUACAACAACAAAUAAAUGUUUAAAAUUCAUCUAAAAAAGUUGUUUACCAAAUAAUAAUUUGAUGUAUAGAACAUGAAUACAUAAUUUUGUGUAAACAAAUACAUAUUCUUUCAGUGUACGUGCGCUUUGGAUGACUCUGGAAACUGAACAUUUUGAACCCUGCACAAAGAAAAUUACAAAGUAAUGCCAAUGGGGAAGUUCUACAGCCACCACCAAAUUCAUCCCUCUAGCGAUGAAAGUAUGCCAGAUUACACAAGUGGCCUAACCAGCGUCCGUGUGCUUACCGGGUGCGCCCUCUUCAUUUUGAUUGUUUCCACGCUUUUGGGGAACACACUUGUGUGUGCUGCGGUCAUCAAAUUCCGACACCUGAGGUCUAAAGCGAGCAACUCAUUUGUCAUCUCCCUUGCGGUGUCUGACCUGUUCGUGUCCGUCCUGGUUAUGCCUUGGAAGGCGGUGUCGGAAGUGGCAGGAUACUGGCUCUUUGGUGACUUCUGUGACACCUGGAUAGCUUUCGACAUCAUGGGCUGCACUAUUUCCAUCUUCAACCUUUGUAUCAUCAGUAUGGACAGAUACUGGGCAAUCUCCAGUCCAUUCAGAUACCAGCGUAAAAUGACCCAAAGAUUCGCUUUUGUGAUCACUGGGAUGGCCUGGACGCUGUCUAUUUUGAUUUCAUUCAUUCCAGUUAAAUUGAACUGGCACAAGGCAGAGACAGAAAACUCCAUGCUGGACAACCCAGAUAAGAUAGAAGUGUGCGACGCAAGCCUGAACAAGACGUAUGCUAUAUCCUCUUCACUAAUAAGUUUUUACAUCCCCCUGGUGAUCAUGGUGGGAGCGUACACACGCAUUUAUAGAAUUGCGCGGACCCAGAUUCAACUGAUAUCCUCUUUGCACAGUGUUGUGGAACACGCGCAGAACCAGCAAUACACUAAUGACGAAAACUCAUUAAAAACGUUAUUCAAAAAAACAACCAAAGCUUUUAAAACACUUUCUAUCCUAAUGGGAGUGUUUGUGUUUGGUUGGUUGCCCUUUUUUGUUCUUAACUGCAUCGUUCCUUUCUGUAAUAUUAACAAACUUGGGGACCCGCUGUGCGUUAGCAACACCACCUUUAACACUUUCGUCUGGUUCAGGUUGGCCACUUCGUCUUUGAACCCAGUCAUUUACGCAUUCAAUGCUGAUUUCAGGAAAGCGUAUUUGACGAUUCUGGGUUGUAAUAUAUAUCAUUCUAUGCCUACUGUCGAGGCUGUUGACUUCCCCAUCAAGUUAGUUUCGUACCACCACGAUACCACGCCCCAUGAAGACCCAACCGUCACCCCGGCUCAGCGCCCCAUCAUUGUCCAUCACAAUGAUUUGGACAUUCCGUUCGACAAAGUCCCCCCCGGUUUUUCACAGUACCAAAUGUAG